Pseudogymnoascus verrucosus is the source of this 1469-nucleotide messenger RNA. RefSeq lists its product as uncharacterized. The record is from RefSeq and is a predicted model, not a curated record. The transcript has 4 exons. Bases 1 to 1224 code for a protein of 407 amino acids. Lineage: Eukaryota; Fungi; Ascomycota; Leotiomycetes; Thelebolales; Thelebolaceae.
AUGGCAGGUAACGAUAGCUUCACUCUGUCUGUCGCGGGCAGAGCGCGGUCGAAGGUCUCGCCAUUCUAUAACCCGACCCUAGACAACCUGUCAAAGGAAGCCCGAGACCUGUUCGAAAACUACAGCGGCAUCGACCCCGACCGCGUAGUCUCGCACGUCGAGGAAAUCCGAGAUCGAGCAUGGGCAAUUUUUCCGUACCCAUGCAUUGGCCUAUUCCGCUUCGUCAACCUCAGCCUACGCACCUCACCCCUCUACCCCAGCAUCCUCUCGCGCCUCAAAGACGACAAGCAAACCUUCCUCGACCUCGGCUGCUGUCUCGGGACCGAGAUCAGACAGCUCGUCGCUGAUGGCGCCCCGAGCGAGAAUAUAUAUGGCACGGACCUGCGGCCCGAGUUUUGGGAGCUGGGAUACGAGCUGUUUCGCGACAAGGGCAGUCUCAAAGCCUCUUUUUUGACGGGGGAUGUAUUUGACCCGUUCUCCGAACUAGGGAAGUUGGAUAAAAAAGUGGAUAUUCUCCACGCGGGGUUGUUUUUCCAUCUGUUUAGCUAUGACCAGCAGAUCGAGGUCGCGAAGAAGAUCGUUAAGCUGAUGAGGCCGGUGAAGGGCUCGUUACUGCUUGGGUGGCAGGUGGGUAGCUUGGACGUCGGGGUGUUGCAGAGCUCGGAUGGCGCAACGAUUCUUUAUAGGCAUGAUGAGGAGUCGUGGGCGGGAUUGUGGCGGGAGGUGGGCGAACAGACGGGAGUGAAGUUUGUGGUUGAGUCGCAGUUAGUGGAAGGGGCAAGGUAUUUCAUUAGAGAUGGGCAGCCGGCGGAGCCGUGGGUGGAGGAUCCAAAGCGGUUGAUGUUUUCUUGGGAAAAUGGAGCACAGCGAGAUCUACGUCUUGAUAACUCCCAGUGGCGCAAAGACAGGAAACUCCACCCGAGUGUCAUGGGCACAAAGUGGUCCGAUGUCAUCCUAUCUCCAUCUCUCAAAGACAGCAUCAUGAGCGACAUCACCACCUUCUUCGACUACGAAGAAAUGUACACCUCCCUCAUCCCCUGGAAGCGCGGUAUCAUCCUCCACGGUACCCCCCGCAGAUCUUCAGUAGAGACGACUGAGGGAGAUGACAAGGAUAAGGGAGUUGACAAGGAUGAGACUGAGACGCUAGAUGAGGAGAAGGAGGUAGCGAAACCGAUUUCAGAGUAUACAAACCAACACAUUAAAUUCCACAUUUUACGCUAUUAAAUGGGUUCAUGCCCUGUUGGUGGGUUAGGCCACAACUCCGCUCUAUUGUACGUUGAUUUUAGAUGAAUUGGACUGCCUUAUUGGCUGUAAUCGUGGAAUUGGGUUAACCCAAUACAUGUCCUGGAUGGGGAGGGAUCUCGCACGGUCCACACCUUAUUUUGUAUUGUAUGUUCAGUACGGUGCCAAAAAGUAUACGUACGGCCCGGUGCUUUUAAUCAUACAAAUCACUCCAAUUUGAGCACGGG